Adineta ricciae is the source of this 2385-nucleotide messenger RNA. Lineage: Eukaryota; Metazoa; Rotifera; Eurotatoria; Adinetida; Adinetidae. The record is from the annotation of a GenBank genome assembly.
AUGAUGGAUUCUGAUUUCGAUGAUGAAGAUGUGCGUUCAUUAUCUGAGCGUGUCUUACCGAUGUCAUCUACGAAUCAGACUUCUUCCUCUUCUCGUGAUACCAAUCAGUCAGUGAAAUUACAAUCUAAUACCAUAUGUGAUAAUCAAUCAUUCCAAGAGAUUCUGUCAAAACCUGGAAAUAUCGGUGAUAUAAUUCAAUUAAGUGAUGGUACGCGUAAAAAGUUUAACGGUACUACAUGGCGUCGUAUGUGUUCGGAGCCUGAAUGUUCUUAUUAUACUCAAAGAGAAGGUUUAUGUAAACCUCAUUUAGCUGCAUUAAAAAAGCGAAAGUUAUCCUCAUUCGUGAAAGAUAAUAAUGAUAAAAGCGAACUAGAUGAACAUGAUAAAGAUGAAAGUAUAAAUUCGUGUGAUAAUGCAACGAAAUCAUCUCAACGUAUUUGUGCUGAUCCAAAUUGUGCGAAAGUUGUCGACGAAAGUUUUCACUAUCAAAAUGGUUUCUGUUCACAUCAUUACGAUGAAUUCUGUGCUAGAAAUUUAGCGGCAACUGACUCAUCGUCAGAUAUUUCCAUACUCUCGACUUCACUACGUAAACGUCGGCAUCCUGAUCCACCGUCUCAAGUACCGGUGCUUUACGACGAUCAACCAUCGAUCUCCAAAACUAAUCAUCGUCUUUCAAUAGCCUCAAUUCCGCCAUCUGUAGAUAUUAAUAAUCCGAAGAAGGGUGACAUCAUUGAAAUGGUCAACGGAUCGCGUAAAAAGUUCGAUGGAGUCAUUUGGCGUAAGAUUUGUUCCGUGCCUGGUUGUCUGAUCGCCUCACAACGAAAUGAAUUGUGUCGAAAACAUAUAAAUAAACUUGAUGACAAUUCCAACGAUGUAUCGAGCACGGAUCUUGUUGGAUUAAUGGCAAUGAUGACAUCGACUUCGGAACGCAUGUCGUCAGUGUCGACCAGAUCAUCGACAGAUGAGAAACUAGAAACUCGCAUCUCAACUAGUAUUAAAACUGAACUUACAGAUGAUGCUGACAUUGAAGAUGAAUGCAAUACUGACAAUGUGCCUUACAGUCAUCCUAAAUCAGAUGCCGAUGCCGAUGACGAUGGUAUGAAUCAGUUGAAUGGACAUCAUCAAGACAAGUCUUCCACUAUGCAUGAAGAUCAUUCUGAUACAUCCGCUGAUCAUACAUCGUGUUCAAAUCGGCAGAAGUUUUCUACAAAUCCUUUGAAGAAAUGGCUAAGAGAACAUCGAAAUAAUCCCUAUCCAACAAAUCAAGAAAAGAUUGCCUUAGCUAGGCAAUCAUCUAUGACAUCUGAUCAAGUCGUUGUGUGGCUUCAUAACGCACGGUCUAUCCUUCGACGUAGUCAUCCGAAAUCUCGACAUUCAUCGAAUACCUCGAAGCAUAACAACCAUAAUGAACUGACAUCUAAAGCUGACCAGCAUUCUUGUUCGAACACAAAGAUUGCUGCUGAAAUUUAUCGAUCAUUUCCGCUCUAUAAUGAAACAAAUUCACGUUCAAUCGGUGUUCAAUGUAAUCCAUCGACCACGAAUCAAACGACAGCGACCGACUCUGCGCUCCUCUCUGAUGAAGAAUUGAUCUCUGAUCGUACGAUAAAAAUUUUAACUCCAUCCCAUCAUGUUUUAAAGGCAAUCAAUAGUAUGCGAAGCACUGAAACUGCAAAUUUGGUAGUUGAUAAUAUCAAAACGGAGAAUAGCGAAGGCAUAAAAAAAGAACGAGAAAUUAUCCUUUCAAGUACCUGUCUCGACGACGAUCAAAUGACUCGUUUCAACGACUUCUGUGCUCGCUUUCAUAUAAAAUCCUCAAAUAUCGUUGAUAAAUACACAACACAUCUAAUAACUGACGAAGAAGGUGAAACACUCGUUUGUCCGCUGUCCAAAAAGGUCAUUCAAGGCAUCGCUUAUCAUAUGCAUAUUUUGACUUAUCGUUGGCUUGAUGAUUGUUUGAAACUGAACCAAAUUAUCAAUGAGAAACCUUACGAAAUUCAAGGUGAUCUAACACUUUCACCUGAUCAUUAUGGUAUGCAACGAAGUCGCCAAAGUAUUUUACCUUAUAGUUUACCGGAGACACAUUUACUUGAAAAUUAUUCAAUCAUGCUCAAAUGUGAUGGAUGUCAGGGCAUGAUGAACAACGACGAGCUGAUUGAAUUAGUGAAAUUGUGUGGUGCAAAAUAUACGACUGAUUCUCAUUUUUCACGUCUUCAACCAGGUAAUAUUCGUGUUGUGCUCUGUGAAAAAGAGUAUUUAGCCAGCCGAAAAGAAGUCUAUGAGAAAUGUGCUCAAGCCGGCGUUCAUUUUGUGACACCGGAAUGGUUUCUCGAAUCUUUGGUACAAUACUGUAUUCAACCGUUUCAGGAAUAUGAAAUAUCACCGUGA